AUGGCGGCGGCAGCGGCGGAGAAACGCCGGUUCUCCAGCGCCACUCGGCGCUCCUGCACCGCCCGCCACGAGCAGGAGGAGACAGCAGCGGUGCAGUGGCCGUUGGCAGGCGGCGGGCCCCGCCUCCUCCCGACGCUCCGGGAUGAGGGGGCGGGCUCCCCGGCGCCCAAUCACAACGCACCGCUCGCAGGGCCCGCCCCGCGUCGGCCUGCCGGAGCCCCCAGCGAUGGGAAGACCUCAGACUGCUUUUGUGACCUGGGAGGCGGUAUUGAUCAAGUUGAGGCCCUGAGAGACCCUGGGGCGCCAGCAGUCCAGUUCUGCUGCGCUUUCUCCCCACUUCCUUUUCACUGCCCAGGUUUCCUGUCCUUGAGGUCCCAGGCCUGGGGUGCCUUGGAUGGAAACUCGGUGAGGAGAAGGGGGCUGCGAAUUCUGUUCAGACUCAUCUUUUCCUCCGCGGCUUUUGGUGACGUCUGGGGAAACCUGAGGGAAAGGAGCCUGCCGAAGGACCCUCCAGACAGGUGUAGACGUCUGGCUACAAAAGUCUGUGAGGGGAGCCUGCUUGUGCCGGUUAUUGAUUUAUUGCCUCUCAACUCCAGAUUCACCCUUUUUGACUGCACUGUGAAAAUGGAUCUGGGCCUUUUAAAGCAUCAUCUAUUUUCUGCUGGCAUCCAUGAAACAGUAACAGGCCCCAGACUCUUCACAUAUCCUGAAACUACUCGCCUACCUAAGAGAAUCUUGACAUUAUUGGCAUAAUCUCCACCAACCUAUGGCCUUCCUCCCAUGAAAGGAAGCUGAGAGACGGGAUGAGUCAAGUAACAUAAUAAACUUCUGAGAAGGUAGGAAGAGGUCCAGAGCCAUCCAAGUGAGUCCAGAUCCAGAACCAAUUGUCCAGGUACUCAGCCUGAAAGCAGUGUUCACACAGGAACAAUCAUGUUUAAAUUAACAUCAAGAACACCUUUGAAAGAAUGUGAGCAAUAUUUGGCAUUAGAAGGGAGCCUCUUGAGUUUCACUUUGAUAGUAGUGUAUAAGGUCUGAAUAGAUGUUAUGUGUUUGUUACUGACUUGGGUCUUAGAUUCUUUAAUCAAUAGAAAUUGGUAAGAGGCCAGAUAAGGAAUUCAGGCAAAGCUUUAUUGGGACUCAUGCUGCAGCAUGAGGGAGCAAAAACAAAUAGUUUCCCUUGCUCACUG
Molecule: messenger RNA, 1187 nt
Organism: Delphinapterus leucas (beluga whale)
Lineage: Eukaryota; Metazoa; Chordata; Mammalia; Artiodactyla; Monodontidae
Source: RefSeq, a predicted model, not a curated record